GGCAGCGGCGGCGCGGGGCGUCCGUAUCGUUCGGCUCUGGCUCUGGCGCGGCGUCUCCUCCACCCCCUCGUGAGCCUGGGGAACCUGCAGCUCAAAGCCGCCGCCAGCCACACCACCAUGUACCCCGGCAACAAGCGGAAAAAGCUGUGGCGGGAGGAGAAAGAGCGUUUGCUGAAGAUGACCUUGGAAGAAAGACGCAAAGAGUACUUGGGGGAUUAUGUUGCAUUGAAAACUAUUCCAACAUGGAUGGAAGACUUAAAAAGUAAGAGCGAAAGUGAGGGUGAAAACACUAAAGAAGAUCUGCAAGGGAAGAAAAGUCUGAGCGAGAAAGUUUCUCUCUAUAGAGGUGACAUUACACUGCUUGAGGUUGAUGCCAUCGUUAAUGCUGCUAAUUCCAGCCUUCUUGGAGGUGGAGGAGUGGAUGGCUGCAUCCACCGAGCUGCCGGGCCCUGUUUAGUGGCUGAGUGUCGCAACCUGAGCGGCUGUGAGACUGGACAGGCCAAAAUCACCUGUGGAUACGACCUGCCUGCAAAAUAUGUGAUCCAUACUGUUGGGCCAAUUGCAAGAGGCCAUCUCACUGACACUCAUAAAGAAAACUUAGCAAGUUGCUAUAAGUCCUCUCUGAAACUGGCAAAAGAAAACAACAUCAGGUCAAUUGCCUUUCCCUGUAUUUCAACCGGAAUUUAUGGUUUUCCAAAUGAGCCUGCUGCUGUCAUUGCCCUUAGCACUAUUAAGGAAUGGUUAAGCAAGAAUCACAAUGAGGUGGAUCGUAUCAUCUUCUGCGUCUUUUUGGAGGUUGAUUACAAAAUUUUCAAGAAGAAAAUGGGCGAGUUUUUCCCUCUAGGUGAUGCUAAUGAAGAAGGGGCUCAGCUGAAAGGCCUGUCUCCAUCUCCCACAAAGAGCAAAGAAGAGCAGCCUGAGGACCUGCAGGAUGAUGCUGAAGGUGGUAAUGAUGCAGUGGAUAAGCAAAACACCGAUGAAAGUAAGACCCAGAGCCAAGAAGCAGGUGAAACAAAACCUUCAUCUGUAGCCAGCCUAUCAUCAGAAGACAUUGAGCUGAGUGAGAAUAAAGAUUCCCUGAAAGACUCCAAAGUCAUGCAGAAGGGUGAUUCAGUGGAUCCUGUGAUGUGUGAGCAAGAUCAAGCCAAAGGACAACAGGAUAUUUCUGCAAAUGAGGAGAUAAAAAGUGGGGAAGAUUCCCAAGGCUCCUGCAUGGAAAUAGAAGAUCCACUGUUGAACCAAGAAGACAAAACAGAAGCUGAGAAACCUUUGAUUCCUAAUGCAGAGGAGAAGGAGGAAGGAAAAGAAGGAGGGAUACAAGAGCAAGAGGAAUCUUCUGUGGAGCCUAUGAAAAUUGACCUUGCAAGUCAAGCAGCAGAUGUUUCAAAUAAGGAUGCUGAAAUGAAUAGUCAAGUUGAAAGUAUAAACGAUCCAAUGGAAACAGAGCGGAAAGCUUAAGUUACAGGAAGGAUGCAGGAGAGGAGAGACCCAAGGAAACCCUACGGGCAGGCGCUGACAUCCUACAGCAUCAUUCUUGGCUGAAAAGAGCACACGGAGAUGAUCAGCGGGUUGGGAGGGGGGGAGCUUUUGGGGGAAUGAGUCUGCUUUUAAUUUCUCUUUGUUCUUCAUUCCAUUUCAUUCUGUAAGCCUGUUGGAAACAAUCAUAACAUCCCAGGUCUAACAGUGUUUUUCAAUUAACCCUGCAUUUACAACAGUUUAUUCUGAAAUGUGAGUCCCUCUCUCACACUGGGUCUUUUUUCCUCCUGCAUCAUACCAUCACACCUGUUUCCAGGCCCACCCCUUUUCUAGCAUCUUUAUCUUCUUCCCCAUGAUCAGCCUAUGCUGUGCCAUGUCCUUACAUGUGAAUGACACAUGUGGCCUCAAACAGCCCGCACCCCAAAUCCACCCUGCUUUUUCCAGUUAGUUCUGCACAUCUCAAAACCAGUGCUGUAAGUAUGACCUUUGGGUACAGGCAGGCAACAGACAUUUCCUCUAUGCUGGAAAGGCUGUGCAUUCAUGGCAUCUUUAGGUACAGCUCCCGGCUUUAACAGCUUCACACAGUAGCUUUUGUGAGCCCUCAUUACAUUUUCCACUGCAUAUGCAUGAAUUUUUAUUUUUUUUUAAAAGCAAUUAACAGUUAUUUGGAUAAGAAUGUCUCUCCAUAUGUCAAUUGUUCUGCCAGCAAAUGCUGCACUGAAAUUCGUAGAAAAGGAACAAAAGGUUUUCAUGUACAUUUCCCAACUGUACUGUAACCGAAACUGACAGAAAAUACACUGGAUGGAAGAGCACGAGACCCGUGUCCCUAGUGGGAUGUGCUACAAACUGUAUUUUAAAGUGCUGCUAAGAAGAAUCUGGCGACUUUAGCGAAGUAAUUGAUUCUAAUUUGAUAUUUGUAAGAAAAUAAUUAGUUCUGUUCUAUUUUUUUUUCACCCAAAAUAUUCUUUAAUCACAGAAUAGGUAUUUAAUAUCUGUCCAGAAAAAAAAAAAAAAAAAGUAAAA
Pseudopodoces humilis (Tibetan ground-tit) is the source of this 2499-nucleotide messenger RNA. The record is from RefSeq and is a predicted model, not a curated record. Lineage: Eukaryota; Metazoa; Chordata; Aves; Passeriformes; Paridae.